This is a messenger RNA of Cryptomeria japonica (Japanese cedar), 1683 nucleotides long. Its product is annotated as probable bifunctional riboflavin biosynthesis protein RIBA 1, chloroplastic. The record is from RefSeq and is a predicted model, not a curated record. The transcript has 7 exons. NCBI's taxonomy places the organism in Eukaryota, Viridiplantae, Streptophyta, Pinopsida, Cupressales, Cupressaceae. Bases 152 to 1489 code for a protein of 445 amino acids. Gene Ontology annotation, cellular component: cytosol. Gene Ontology annotation, molecular function: GTP cyclohydrolase II activity; 3,4-dihydroxy-2-butanone-4-phosphate synthase activity. Gene Ontology annotation, biological process: riboflavin biosynthetic process.
AUAUAAUAAAAAAUCCUUCUAGCUGGCAUUGCCACUCAUUUUCUGUGGAUUUUUCUCGCCAUUUUAAUGAACACCGAAUUUGUAAAUGCAUAAAAUCUUACUGGUUUGCAGGUGCCGAUACCCUACAUGAAUAAAAACCUCUCAGUAUUAGAUGGAUAUAGUCUUACGUUCAAUUCCAGUGCUCCACAUACCCAAAUAUUUACCCAGUGGGAAGAAUUCCUUUGUUCUGUUCAAAGGAUUGCAAUCUUCGUCGUCAGUGGCGUUCACGAAGAAAUCAAGGUAUCCCACGACGAGGUGUUUAUCACCGAAUAGGGAUAUCGGGGAAGGCUAUGAAGAUGCUGAUGUUGUUAGCUCAAAUCUAAAGGGGGAGUCCCUUGGAUUUCAGACUGUGUCAGCAGAAAUCACCCCAGUCACUGAUCAGUUCUUUUCUAGUGAUGCUGAAGGAGACCCAGAUCGUCCUUCAGAAGGUUUUUCUUCAAUUGAGCACGCUCUUGAUUCAAUUCGUCGAGGGAAGUUUGUGAUUGCUGUAGAUGAUGAAGAUAGAGAAAAUGAAGGAGAUCUUAUCAUGGCUGCUUCAUCUGUAACCAGUGAAGCAAUGGCUUUCAUGGUGAAACAUGGCACUGGAAUUGUAUGUGUUGGCAUGACAGAAGAAGACUUGGAGAGAUUGAGAUUGCCACUUAUGGUGCCCAAAAAUGAAGAGGAGACAUUUGUUACAGCUUUCACUGUGUCUGUGGAUGCCAAAGUUGGCAUAUCAACAGGUAUUUCAGCAGCAGAUAGGGCAAAUACUGUUCUAGCACUUGCUUCUUCAGAUUCUAAGGCAGAGGACCUAAGGCGGCCUGGUCAUGUUUUCCCAGUUAGAUACAAAAAGGGUGGCGUCUUAAAGAGAGCUGGGCACACAGAAGCUUCUGUUGAUUUGGUAUCAUUAGCAGGAUUGAAGCCUGUAAGUGUGCUUUCUCAGGUUGUUGUUGAUGAUGGAUCAAUAGACCGCUUAACAAGGUUAAACAAAUUUGCCAUGGAAUACAAUUUACCAAUCAUAUCCAUUGCAGAUCUGAUGAGAUACAGGAGAAAGAGAGAGAAAUUAGUUGAACAAACUGCUAUUUCUCAGUUGCCAACAAAGUGGGGCUCCUUUCAGGUCUAUUGCUAUCGUUCAAAACUUGAUGGAAUUGAACAUGUUGCCAUGGUAAAGGGUAAUAUUGAAGAUGGAAAAAAUGUCCUAGUGAGGGUGCAUUCAGAAUGUCUAACCGGUGACAUCUUUGGAUCUGCUCGGUGUGAUUGUGGGAAUCAACUUGCAUCAGCAAUGAAAGAAAUUGACAAAACUGGGAGAGGAGUAUUGGUCUACUUACGUGGGCAUGAAGGUAGAGGAAUUGGGUUAGGUCACAAACUUCGCGCAUACAACCUCCAAGAUGAAGGCCAUGAUACCGUAGAAGCUAAUGUGGAGCUGGGAUUAUCAAUUGACUCUCGUGAAUAUGGCAUUGGUGCACAGGAAUGAAAAACAUAAUUCAGAAUAUGGAAGAGCAGAUAAAGGAGAACUUGGAAUGAGACCUGAGUAGCUCAUUGCCUAGGAUGCUAGUAUGGUGCAUUGCAGUUUGAAAUAGGUGCAAAUUCUCAUGAAUCCAUAUGGCUCUGCACAUAGGAACAUAAAUGUAGUCAGCAAGGAGUUAAGUAAAUAUGUUAUAGUUGACU